AUGAAAGUUUUCUAUUUUGCAUAUCUUCUUUUACUCAACCUUCCGUUUAUUUCAACUACCGAUGAUUUUGAUUCCAAUGACUUUUCAUGGUUCACGGACAACGAUAAUAUUGUUUCCUCAGAGCAGAUGCAUUUACCGAACGAUUCAAGCUCUCCAAAAGUUCAGCAUAGAGCUCAGGAAAGCGUAAAUGUUAAAGUUAAGCGUAUUACCAAGAGACGGCGUAGCCCCGCAUACUACUCUGCUAGACUGAAAGAUAUGGAAGGGGAGCUUAAGCAAGCGAAUGAAAAGUUGGAACAAGCGAGGAUCACCGGGGAAGGUUCAUUAAAAAAGCCGAAAAAAUUUGCCGAAGCAAAUAAAGCAGUAAGAGAAAGACUCCAAAGAAAUGAAAGAGUGAUGAAAGGUGGUAAAGAAUAUGACGAGUAUUUAAAGUUACGAAGGGAUCGACAAAGAGCUAGAAGGUUAGCGUAUACACCAGAGCAGAAAAAGCUUGUACAAUUCAAACAGAGGGAGAAAGAACAAAAGAAAAGGGACUGGCUCAAACUUCCAGGCAACGAAGCUGAACUUGAAGCCUGGAAAUUAAAACAUCGUGCAAGUCUCAAUCGACAUUUUGCAAAAGAAAGAAAGAAAAAUUAA
Molecule: messenger RNA, 633 nt
Organism: Meira miltonrushii
Lineage: Eukaryota; Fungi; Basidiomycota; Exobasidiomycetes; Exobasidiales; Brachybasidiaceae
Exons: 1
Coding region: 1-633 (210 amino acids)
Source: RefSeq, a predicted model, not a curated record